AUGGAUAAGACAAAGGAACAGAUCUAAGAAUACUUCAAUAUUUUUGAUAAAGAUGGAAGCGGCUCAAUUGACAAGGAGGAAAUUAAAGGAUUGGCCGCAAAUGUGGGCCUUUAAUGGAACGACUAGAAGUUGAAUAAGGUUAGAAUUCUUAAUAUUUUAGAUCCUAUAAGCACUUGACACAAAUGGAGAUGGCAAGAUUUCAUUUGAUGAGUUUUAUGAAUACUUCUUAUAUGGAGAACAGAAGCAAAUGGAUAAAUUGAUAUAGAAGAAAUUUAAACAUAUCAAAAAUGUUAAGAAUCUCCAUAAAAAGUUGAAUCAAGAAUAUGGUAUCAUUUUUUUAUCUAAUUUAAUAGCACAUAUCUUCAACAAGAAUAAUGAAGAAGGAAAAUCCUAAUGUUCCAUAUCAUUGAAUGUUGGUGAGAAAUCUCAAGCCAAAUCAGCUUUGGAAUUUGCAGUAAGAGUUGGAGAAGACAAUAAGAAUUUUUCAUAAUCUCUAUUGAAAAACUUCCCAUAUGCAGGUGACCAUGUAAGUUUAAUAUCUAAUUAAGAUUGUUUCAAUUGUUUUUGGAUUUAAAUGUUAAAAUUCUGAUGCAGUCCAAGAGAAAUUUGAAGCAUUUUUUGAAGGCAUAAUUGAUUUGGCUUUAAACAUGAUACCAGAAGAUAUCUCAUAGAAGAUAGCAGUAUUCAAAAAUGAUUUAAAAAUUGAAUACAAAGCUUUACCAGAAGAAUUGUUGGUUAGAUUCUACAUGAAUAAUGAAUUAACAGAGAAUGUUCUUGUUGCUUAUAGAUUGAUCUCAGGAAUGUUUAUCCAAGAAAAUAGCUCAAUAUUCGCCAAUUUGAAGCUUUGUAAUGAUAUAAUAAUGAUAAUUAGCAUUCGCUGCAGGAUUAGCAGAUAUUGGUGCAACACCAAAUGAGAACAUUAUUAACUGGGUAGCCAAAGGAUUCUCAGCAAGUUUCGAUGCAACAGCUUCAAGCGAUCUUGUAAUUAUUUUGUUUUACUAUGACAGAUCGAAUAUGCUAGAUAAGGACAUUAUGCUGCUAUUGGAAAAUACUUUGAAUCAUACAAAGUCAAAGUCUUAGAAUAACUAACACCAUUGACAUUGAUGAACAAUGCAAGAUUACAAUUCAAUUUCUAGUCAUAUGAAUAAUUUGUCUAGGAAAUGCAAUUGCCAGAAUUAAAUGAAGUCAAUUUGUCAGUUGCCGUAGAUCAAGCCAAAGGAGCUAAUGUCAAUGAAUUGAUUGGUGGAAUUCCAUUUGUUGGUGAACUAUUGGAUAUUUUGAGAGUAGAAGGAAAUGGUAAUUAAACAAUUCUAAAUCGUAGGAUAAAUUUAAUUGGCUGUGAUUUCACAAGAAGCUUCAUUGGCUAUAACAGCAUCAGGAGAAGGAGCCGCCUUGAUUUGGGAGAAGCUAAUUUGAUUUAAUUAUAUUGAAAAAAUCAAGCAGAGCAUUUAUACAAA
This is a messenger RNA of Paramecium octaurelia, 1457 nucleotides long. NCBI's taxonomy places the organism in Eukaryota, Ciliophora, Oligohymenophorea, Peniculida, Parameciidae. The record is from the annotation of a GenBank genome assembly.